This is a messenger RNA of Coccinella septempunctata (seven-spotted ladybird), 1033 nucleotides long. RefSeq lists its product as uncharacterized. Gene Ontology annotation, molecular function: structural molecule activity; A2-type glycerophospholipase activity. Bases 275 to 1033 code for a protein of 252 amino acids. NCBI's taxonomy places the organism in Eukaryota, Metazoa, Arthropoda, Insecta, Coleoptera, Coccinellidae. The record is from RefSeq and is a predicted model, not a curated record. Gene Ontology annotation, biological process: phospholipid metabolic process; arachidonate secretion. The transcript is spliced from 2 exons.
GAAUCGUAAUCCAUUCGGAGAUAACAGUAAACUCAAAAGUGCAUUGGAUUUUCCACAACCACUUGGUCCGGCAAAUAAAAUUCGACAACUGUCAGGAAAGAGAUCUCCAUGUUUUGGAAAUCUUUCAUUUUCUAACAUAUCUAAAUUAUCAACUGAUAAAACAGAUGGUUGCUGUUCGACUUCCAUCUUACAAUCAAAUAAAGCCAGAUCCUCUUUCUGUCUCAUUAUAUAAUGUUAUAUAUGAAUAGAGCUUACACAUUAUUUAUUCAGUAUAAUGCUGACCUUCGCCAAUGGUGGGGGUCUUAUAAACUCCAUAAUAAAUAAGCUUCCUAUUGAACUCCAUUUGCCUGGAUACUCAUAUUGUGGACCUGGUACUAAACUGCAAAAACGAUUAGAAAGAGGUGAUCCUGGAAUAAAUCUUUUAGAUCAGGCGUGUAAGGUUCAUGAUAUAACCUACAGCAGGACAAACAAUUUAGAAGAAAGACAUAAAGCAGACAAAGAAUUGGAAGAUAGAGCUUGGAAUCGAUUUCGCUCCAAGGAUGCUUCGUUGCGUGAAAAAACUGCAGCGCUUUUUGUAACUGGUACUAUGAAAGCCAAACGAAAAUUAGGUAUGGGAUAUCGAAAAUCCUUCCGAACUGCUAUAUUGAACCCUGUGAAUAAGAUAUUACAAAAAUAUAAUACGAACGAUAUGAAGAAAUCAGCAUCCAUAGCUCUGAGAACAGCAAGAGCAGCUGUUAAAAGGGCAGGUGGUAAACGUAAAAUACGUAUUCCACGAACUAUAUCCUUUGAAAGUAAGUGUGGUGGAGUACUACCAUUAAUGGGUAUUUUAGCUGGUUUGGGUGCUAUUGGAUCAGUGCUUGGAGGAAGUGGUUCAGUUGCCAAUGCUGUUAUCAAUGCCAAUAGAGCAAAAAAGAAGCUAGAGGAAGAAAAACGGCAUAAUAGGGCUAUGGAAGCUAUUGGACAUGGAUUGUUCUUAAAAAAGAUGAAUAAAGGGUAUGGACUAUUUUUGAAGAAGCAAAAAAAAAACCUCUGA